Molecule: messenger RNA, 7135 nt
Organism: Macrobrachium nipponense
Lineage: Eukaryota; Metazoa; Arthropoda; Malacostraca; Decapoda; Palaemonidae
Product: forkhead box protein N3-like
Exons: 11
Coding region: 619-2985 (788 amino acids)
Biological process (GO): regulation of DNA-templated transcription
Cellular component (GO): nucleus
Molecular function (GO): DNA-binding transcription factor activity; cis-regulatory region sequence-specific DNA binding
Source: RefSeq, a predicted model, not a curated record
UUUUCCACUUCAUACAGGCACCGAUGAACAACAAUUGGAGUUUUGAACGCUCCCUUGUUUACUGCAGCAAUUACUUUUGGCUGCGGCCUUCUCGCAAACACAUUUUAGCUGCUUCACCAUUUGUUUCAGGCCGGCUUCUUGAAUUUUAUUUCGCCUCAAGAUCCCCUUAGAUGACCCUGCAGGCUGCCCUUCCUAUAGAAUAGAGCUUCCGUGUUUCCAAAGUCUUCCAAACAAGUAAAACAUCAAAUAAAGUACAAUGAUGAGUGAUGGAGUCAAAGUAGAAGAAGUCAAAAUCGAGGACGUGGAAAUUGAAGAAACGGGUGAGACAGUCGUUAGCGAAGGAGGAGGAGGAGGAGGAGGUGGAGGAGGAGUGGGUGGCGAUGAGGCCCCACCUACAGCAGCAGCAGUAACAGCAGUGUCUUCCUCUUUCACACGCCACCACCUCCUCCUUCGUCGUCACCAGGGAGAGGAUGAAGAUGAAGGCGAAGUAGGCACGUUGGCGGUGAGUGGGGGCCCAGUGGUGGUGAGAGGAGAUUGUGGUGGCGGAGGGGGAGGAGGAGGAGGAGGAGGUGGUGGUGGUGGCGGCGGCGAGGAGGUGGUAAUGGGGACGUGGUGGUGAUGGGAGGGAGUGGUGCCACUACCCUCUACAGCAGGGAAGACGGUGCCACCGUCCUGGAAGCUGCCGACGGCACCACCACUGUCCUCCAACCCCAGCACACUCAGGGCUCUGCCGCCCACAGGCUGACAUUGACCGUCGAGGGCGGCGAUGGAGUCGUAAGCGGCGAGGGCGUCACCGCCAUCGUGGACAAUCGGGCGGGCACGGCCACCUUCGUCGAAGGCGCCGAAGUUGUUCGGACGGUUGCUGUGUCAUACGCCACGCCCAUUCUGCACCAUGUGUUCCUGCAGGCGGCCCCGCCCACCACAACUAUGCAUCAUCCGCACACCACCCAUGCCACCCUCCUCCAAACCACCCACGUGCCAGCCGCUGCUAUCAUUCAGCCUACUUCUACGGCACGGCGGCCGCCCACUCUCCAUACCUCCACUACACCCAUCAUUUUGCAGCCCGCCCGCGCAACACUAAAAGAGGAAAAUGGAGGCGGCCGUGUGAUGGGGAGUGGUUCAGUCACCACCACAACCACAACCUGCAGCAGCAGCAGCGGCACCACCCCGAUCUGUCUGGGCGAUGCCCCCACGACGGUGACAUCGUCGUCGACGUCGUCUUCAACCACCACCUCGCCCACGUCUUUGUCUUUCUCACCGGCGCCUUCCCCGCCCCUGUCUCUGUCGCCACCGUCUUCGUCGCCUUCGUCAGGUUUGGGACUGUCUUCUUCCUCUUCCUCGUCGUGCAAUUCCAAAGCCGACGACGAGCUGACGUCCCUCUCUUGGCUCCAGGACUCAAAUCUCCUAAGAGGUACUGCAUUAUCCCCUGUGAAACCCAGUCAAGGUCUAGGUGAUAUGAAUGGAGCUGAAGUAGUGAAAGCAGAAUCCCCAACAAGUGAUUAUGGGGAUGAAUCCUCAGAUGCUCUAGAACCUGGGGAAUUAACACUAAAUGAUCAACCUCAUACUCAACCCUCGCGUUCUCAACCCAUACCUUAUAAUCCUCAGGUCCACAUAAAAGCCAAGCCACCUUAUUCAUUCUCAUGUCUCAUCUUCAUGGCUAUUGAGGAUUCAAAUAACAAAGCUCUUCCAGUAAAAGAUAUCUAUGCUUGGAUAUUAGAACAUUUCCCAUACUUUCGAAAGGCCCCAACUGGCUGGAAAAAUUCUGUUAGACAUAACCUGUCGCUCAACAAAUGUUUCCGCAAAGUUGAAAAAGCACCAAACUUGGGAAAAGGGUCUUUAUGGAUGGUAGAUCCAGCAUAUCGUCCAAACCUCCUGCAAGCUUUAAGCAAGACUCCUUUUCACCCAUACUCCAACUUGGAUCGCAUAUACAUGGUCUCCACAAAAGCAGCCUUCCUUAACAAGCCAGUGUUGUGCAGCAGGCAGUUGGGUGAAACCCUCAGUAGUCCAAGUCAAGGAAGUACCCAAAGAGCAGCAGCUAGUCCAGAAACAGUAACUGUCAGUUCCUCCAAACCAGCAGGAGCAAAUGUUCCUAAUCCUGAGCUCUUCCCGUACUUAGCACGUCGUCUGGGCUCCUCCUCAGCAGGAUUGGAUACCCUUGGGUCUACAGGAUUGGGAACAUCGCCUUCAGGUGUUCACAGUGAGGAUGUUGAUGCAGCAGCUGCAAUGUUGGCUCUCAAGCAUGGACCUCGCAUUCUGACACCUACCAAUCUUUCAUAUUCUCGAUUAAGGGAAGGUAGAGACACAUCUGUUUUAUAUGAAGAAAAUACAAGCAGAAAGAGGAAACGGAAAAGAAAACACACUGAGAUUGGUGAUGCUCGUAUGAUGGUAAUCAGCUCAUCACCAAGCGAAGAUCAUUCUUAUACCUCCAUGGAUGGUGAAGAGGAGGAAUAUCCUACUCUUUUGCUGCCACCACCACCGCCAAGUCAGGCCACACCGACUACCUCUUUGGCCUCACAUUGCCAUCCCUCACCCUCUAAAAAAGUCCACCAUUCACCGACUUCGAGUGUGGAUGAAGCUUUUUCAGAUGACUCCUAUGACAGCGAUGUGGGCAGUGAAGCAUCCCAGGCAGAGAUGCGACAACUAGUUGAAGGAGCAGAUGCAUUACUUAAUUUGGCUGCUGUUGCAACUUCCCUUGCAUCAAAGCAUAUACUUGAAGGGGACUCGACAUCAUAUUCUAAUCAUCAUUAUCCAGAUUCUGCAAAUCAAAACACACAAAUGAAGAUUGCAUCAUUUCGUCCUCAGAAGCUGCAUAUCUUAAAAUCUCCAAAAUCUUCAAAAAUGUCUCUUGACAAAACCAAGAAUACUUCAGAAAUUCUCACCAAUAACAACACCAUUGUUAAUAACAACAACAAAAUCUUGAAAGUUAAAAGAUUUGGAGGGUCCCAGUUACAGGGAACAGUUAAGCAUUUGCCAGCAUCCCGGUAGGAUGUCGCUGUUGGGUGAACACCCUAAGCCAGCAAGACUCUCUUUCCCUUCAUGGAAGGUAAACUUAUCCAGAAUGACAAUUGAUGCUGGUAACUAAAUACUACCAUAGUAUAAUUUGGGUACUAAUGUGGAUUUUUAUAGUAAAUAAAAAAUACAAAACCAUUAGUUUUGUUGAAGUAGCUGUGUUGAAGAGAAAGUUUCAAGAAACACUUACAUGUAAAUUGUUAAUGUUGUAGAUAUUCUUCUCUUUGUUAUUUGCUAUAUCUUGUUUCCUUUACAAUUUGUUGGUCUUCAAAGCUGUUGGUGUGCGGAUUUCUUCAGUGCUCAUUUCAUUUAGUAGUUUAGAAGUUAGAACAUUUUUAUCAAGUACUUAGUCCUCUAACUUUGCUGUUUGUGUUAUGAGCCUGAUUUUCUAUAAUAUAUAUAUAUGUGUGUGCUGUAUCUUGCUGUCAGAGCAAAAUACAUUUUGUUAAUUCUUGGCAUUGAAAGUUUAGAUAGCAAUAAUUUAUGUUUUAAUGUUUAUAUAAACACACAAGAAUCACUUGCACUAGUCUCUUCUGAUUUCCUUCCGAGCUAGAAGGAAAUAACUUUGCAUAUGCAAUAAUAGGGCUUGUGUAUGCAUCAAAUGCAUUAUGAAGAAGCAAUACUGUUUUUACAUUUACUAUGUGUUAUUUUAUAAAUUGUUUAGAUAAUCCUCAGAUAAAUCUAAUAUUGUAAAUAAUCUUUGAUAGGCUUUAUUAGUUUGUACAUAAGGUGUAAAAUGAGAUUGAUUAUAUUGUAUAUGUUCUCCAGAUUAUAUAGAGUAAUAUAAACUACUAUGCCUGAUGAUUUUCAUGAGGUUGAUGUACAAAGAAAGAGACUAUUGUUGACUGCAGUUGUUUGUGAAGAUAGGAUGUUUAGCAAACUGUUUUUUGUAGCUUCUUUUGACAUUACUUUCAUGCUUUUCUGUAUGGUUAUGAGAGCUAUCAGGAAGUAACUUUCAGCCAUUUUUAGUGAAAUUUGUUCAGGAAGUUGUUAUAAAAAACACUUUUGCAAAUUUUAUCUUUCUAUCAUCAAGGAAAAUUGAAAUUUUAAUCCCAAUCAUAAGACAAAAGAAGAAAGCACAUUAUGUACAAUUACAAAAGUAGUCAUUGUAAUGGAGAAUUUGACACAGUAUUGUAUUGACUGUACAUAAAAUCAGCAGUGGCACAUGAUUUAUACAGUUUUAUUUUUAUACAUAGUUAUGUAUAUAUUAUAUUUUAGACUAGUAGUAAAUGAUGGCUAUAGUAUCCUUUUUACAAUUGUCCUGAGUAGCAGAAGUAAACAUUAUGUCAUCAGUACUCCUUAUAAUCGAAGUUUCUCUGUUAACUGCUUUGGAAGCAUAAAAUGAUACUUGUCUCUUCACUUAUAUGAAUUUGUGUCAUGUAUUAUGUUGCAGCCUUCCAAAGAUUUGAUGGUAGAUAUGUACUUUAACUGAUGAGAUUUUUUUGUCACAUUUGUUGUGCAUGGCACACUGCAAGUUAUUGGAAGAGCUAAAUAAAUGACAAUCUCAUGAAGAAAUCAGGCUUGGUAGUUUUCUGUUAAAUCCACCUGUGUCUUCCUUAUGAAAAAUGUCAAAGUUAUAAUAAUUAAGUACUACUUUCAAUGUUUAGUUCUUCCAAUUGGAGCUAAAGUCAUAUCUCUUAAAAUGUAAAAUCCAGAUUGACUGAAAAGACAAAUCCUUGUGAACUUUUGAUGUUUCCAUGAGGACAUCCAAAGGAAUAUUCUUAUAUUUUCUAAUCUACAGAAAGAGGGAAAAAAUCAAAGUUCAUCAAUGAAGAUUUGAGGUAUAUAAACCUCUUGGAGCAUGGUUGGGUCCAGUAUGAAGAUUUAAUUUUCUUUGUAUAUUUGUGCCAAAACUGCAAAAAAAAUGUCAAUUAUAACGCUGGUUUCCAGAAGCACAUGAAUCGGUUGUGCCAAAUAAGGGUGACAAAUAUAGGAAUGCCAUAGUUGGCACUAGCAGUUUUCUCCACCUAUAUGUAGAUAUAGCCUUACUUGUGGAAUAUAGUGUAGCAUUUUUUUCUAUAAGUAAAAUUGUUUAAAUAUGCUUUCUACCAGUUUAUAUAGACUUGAAUUUUGAGCAAGUUAAUGUCAAAAUGGCUUAAUUCUGUUCUUGAGAGUAUCUAAUGGGUAUAGCACUAAAAACUACAUUCAUAUACUUAUAUUAUUGAGAACUUUACUUGGUAUUUAGGAAAUGACAUUUUACAACCACAUUCCAUCAAUUGGAGGGGAAUCCACAAGGUUAAAACCCACUAUUGCAUUAGCAAUUGCCUUUAUAUACAAUAUCUUUACACAAGUGUAGAUCUAUGCAAGAUGUAGUUUUAGUCUGAUUAAGUGUUAAAUGCAGAUUCUUUUUUACAGAACCAAAUAUGAGCACGUUUAAUUUGAUCUUUCAUUCCUCUUUCUGUAAUUGAAAGAUUAAAUGCUGCUAUUGUAAGUUUAUGGAAAUGUGUGGUUAUUCUGCACAGAAGCAUUAUGAUUUACUGAAGCGCCUUGGAUUUAGUUGAAAUGCUAAGGCAUUUUAUGCAUUAACUUGCUUGAAGUCAGCAUUGUAAACUGGCAUUUGAAAUUUGAAUGAAAAUUUUUUAUAAUGAUGCUGAUGCAGUUAAAAUGCCAUGCCAUUAUUGCAUUUUAGAAAGAAACUUGCAAGUAUGACCAUAAGAAAUUAAAGUUCAGGAAAUCUUAAUUAUGAAUUGUGUAGUAAUUAUGACAGUGCAAAGACUUAUAAAUCUGAAAAGCUUUACUCAAUAUAAGGCUGUAUGCAAGUUUCCCUUCAAAUAGGCUGGUUGCGGAAUGUAGUUAUAUUUAAAUGCAUACUGUGUGUAUAUAUAUACACAUGUAGCAUUACUAAAGAAUCACAAAGAUUCAAAAUUUUCCUUUAUUUCUUGAAAGGGAUAAUGUCAAGACUUUCCUGUUGUAUGCAAUUCUGUUGAUACGCAUUUGUAAUAAUUAACGGGUUCUUAGUGUAACCAGGAUAAGGAGAUAAUUGCCAUGUUUUAUUUUUUAUUUAUUUAUUCAGAUUCAGUUAUAUUGUCUUUAGGUUGACUAUGGUGCCUGUUUACCACACAAAUGCUGUAGCUAUCAGAAUGAGAACUAUGGAAAUAACUAUGCAAAAUCAAGAAAACACUCUUAAAUAGCUACUUGGUAUAAAUCAUACUAUGUGGAUUGUCCUUGCCUCGUAUAUAACUAAUUUUACUCAUGAUUCUACAGAUAAGUCAUUAUGGAUAGUAUUCUUAUUGGGGUAAUAUAAUGCUUGAUACUUCAAAUGGUGUCAUGGUACCAUAGGUAAAAAUAUUUAUUGCAAACCAUCUGUGGGCAUGCGUAGGCACCAUUGAGCUAAAGAUAAGUAUGGGGUUUGUGGGGUGUCUGAAUUAAUUUUAAUGACAAACUGGCUCAAUGCCUUUGCAAUCUUAUUAGUUUUCACUCCUGUUUCCAUAAGUAAAAGUUUUAUAUAUUUUUUGCUUUGCAUUAUAUAACUAAAGAAUUUUUAGUACAGAAAAUAUAAAUCAAAUGUAUGCAUUUUAAAGUUCUUUUUAUACUAAAAAAGAAAAUUGCAACUUACUGUGCCUUAGUAACAAUACUGCUCUUUCUGCCUCAACAAUGUUAAGGGGCAUGUGUGCACAUUAUACUUCUUGUUCCUUUGGAAUUGCAUUUGUCUUUUAUGAUACUACAUUUUCAAUUUAUUGGCAUUCUUGGUAGUGGUCAAAUGCCUAUCAGUAUUUCUUUGUGGUUAUUGAUAAUUUGACCUUUAAAUUUGUAAAUUUUUACAUUUGAUAUUGCUCAUUAUGAAAGUAAGCUAUUAACAUAUUUUAUACAUGUUCUCAGGAGCUUUAAGCCAUUCUUGCAUUAUUCUGUGAAACAUUUCUCGUAAUAGUUUGAUACUUACACACGAAUGAUAUUCCUACUAUGCAGUUAUGCUAUAUUUUGCAGACAAAUCAAAUUAAUGGCAUCUAGAUGCAUGUAAAAGAAAGCUGUGUAAAAAAAGUUAUAUUUUUGGUAUUCUGUGUAAUAUGUUGUAAUGCUGCAUCACAGUAUUUUGUAUUUUUGAAGAUUAUUGUAAAAGACUCUGCAACAUAAAUAUUGUAAGGCAUGUUUUUAUGUACAUAUAUAUACAUAUACAUUAUGCAUAUAA